CUCAUCUAUCCCAUCUCUUCCACAAAACAAUCAAGCCAAAAUGUUCAUCAAGUCUCUCCUCGCGCUCGCCAUGGCCUCAACCGCCAUCGCCGGCGAGAACAAUAUCAAGUUCCUGUACACAACCUCCAACUUCAACGGAAUCCAAGACUCGGGCAGCGGCUCCAUUCACGGCUUCACCCUCUUCGACAAUGACAACAACAUCCUCUUUAACAGCGCUGACCCCAUCGGCUACGCCCCCUGCAUGCGUGACACCAACCACCUCCAGGUCACCUCCGACUGCUGGGAGGGAACCUACGACUUCAGCUGCGGGUCGUCCUUCAGCGGCAUGCCCGGGGCCUGCAGUGCCUACGCUCCUGAUGGGUCCGAGACGAAGGGCGAGGCGGGCAGUGACCUGACCUUCAUUGGCAUUGCUUCUGGUCAGGAUGGCACCUGCACUGGUACGAUUAAGACGACAAGUGAGGGCGAAUGCACCAAGGAUAGUCUUGUGAAGAUUGAGCGACGCUACACCGGAAAGUAUGCUGGUGACAAAUAGGCUCUUUAUGCGCGGGAAACAUGGUGUAUGACUGGGCUAUUUGCUAGA
Molecule: messenger RNA, 580 nt
Organism: Aspergillus versicolor CBS 583.65
Lineage: Eukaryota; Fungi; Ascomycota; Eurotiomycetes; Eurotiales; Aspergillaceae
Exons: 1
Coding region: 41-532 (163 amino acids)
Source: RefSeq, a predicted model, not a curated record